UAAGUUUACAAAUUUGGUUCAAUUUCUCUUUUGAUUAUAGUCUUCUCCUCAUUCUUUAAUGGAUUCUGAUUCCAAUUUCAAUUUUUCAUCCAAACCCUAAUAUUCAUAUGAACCCUAAAUAUGGAUUAGUUCUCUCUUGUUACAAAUUUCAAUUUUUCAUUGUUUAUUGUUCAAAUUUCAUUCUCAAUUUACAAUAGAUUUAUCUUAUAAUUAUCAAUUUGUAUAUAAGUUCUGUACAUACAAUCUAUAUAUAUAUAAGAAACCAAUGUGCCCUGAAAAAACCUAAAAUACCCAUAUCUAAAAAUUUGACACCACAUCAAAAAACCUAAAAUGCCCCUAACUAACAAAAAUCAGAAAACAAAGUCUCUCCUAAAUUUGGUCCAAGGUAAAUUUGCAAGUUUUGGUUAGGUUUGCAUCCUCCGUCUUUUGCUCAACAAAAAAAAGAAAAUAAAAGAAAAAUCUUUUUUUUUUUUUCUGAGGAUUGGGCUUAUAAUAAAUACUGGUCUUUUUAUCAUGGGCCGACAAGGAAACUAACGGCAAACAAAAGCACGGCGAAGUUACAGCUUCUCACAAAAUUGGAAUUCUUAAAGCACCUAUCUCGUGGGUGUUGUUUUGCCACCCGAACAGUUUUUGGGUUUAGGUUUGAGUUUAGGUGAUGAUUUCGAUUUUCGGGUGUGAGUUUGAUAAGUGUCAAACCAACACCCAUGGACGCCCGUUGCCAUCCCUAAACCUCACCGAUAAUCAUCUUUCACUUUUUUGAUGUUUCAAUGUCAACUCCAAAAUUCUGCUAUGCUAAAAAUCAAAACCAGUAGUAACUUCUCCAAGUCAAAAUUUUCCCCACAAAUUAACACUCAUUUCCACAACAAUGCAUUUUCCUUCACUUUCUGAUUCUCGAUAACCUUUCUCUGUCAUGAACGCUGUGUUCUCCCACCUCUCAUCAUUCACAGCUACUAUACUCGGAAGAACAACAACUCGAAUCAUCGCUAACGGAAUUCCUAACCGUUUCUCAUUCCCAAGAAAAUCACACUAUUCUUCCAGUAUUAGGUCUUUUCGUUCAGAAUUCGUAUUAUCGACGGUUACUCGCUGCUAUUCCACUAGAAAAGGGCGCAAAAGUAGUUCUUAUAAGUUGCAAAAAGUAGAGCCUGAAACGACGAUGGAUCAUGAAAAGGAUGAUGCGGUUUAUGUUGUAAGGAAAGGCGAUGUUGUUGGAAUUUAUAGUAGUCUCAGUGAUUCUCAAGCUCAAGUUGGAUCUUCUGUAUGUGAUCCUCCUGUUAGUGUAUACAAGGGGUAUUCGAUGUCAAAGGAAACCGAGGAAUAUCUUCUCUCGCAUGGGCUAAAGAAUGCUUUAUACACAAUUAGAGCCUCUGAUUUGAACGAGGAUUUGUUUGGCACACUCGUUCCUUGUCCUUUCCAGGAUCCUUCUUCUACCAAAGGAACCACAUCAAAUGCAGAUACAUCUAAAAAGAGAGCUCUAGAAAUGCUUGAACAAGAUAAUGUGCAGAAAGCAACUGGUUUGACAUCCAUCUCUGAAGAUCCCUUGAGAAAGCAAGUCAAGUUAGAUCGUGCUGCUGUGGGCGAAGCAUCUUCACUUGCAAAUAAGACUUGUAUUGUUGAGUUUGAUGGUGCGUCAAAAGGAAAUCCUGGAAAAGCUGGUGCCGGAGCUAUUCUGCGAUCUAAAGAUGGGAAUUUGAUUUAUAAGGUUCGUGAAGGUGUGGGUAUAGCAACAAACAAUGUUGCUGAAUAUCGUGCAAUGAUAUUGGGAAUGAGAUAUGCUCUUAAAAAAGGAUUCACCAGUAUCUGUAUACAAGGGGACUCUAAACUUGUCUGCAUGCAGAUUGAUGGUUCAUGGAAGGUCAAGAAUGAGAACUUGUCUACAUUGUAUAAGGUGGCCAAAGAACUCAAGGAAAAAUUUGUGUCAUUCAAGAUCAGUCAUGUUCUAAGGAACUUCAACUCUGACGCUGAUGCUCAAGCAAAUUUGGCCAUCCAUCUUGCUGAUGGCCAAGUUCAGGAAGAGUAUGUAGGUUAAUAAUUUAUUCAUGGCAGUUAAUGGUUAUGUUUUGGGUUUGUGGCAGAAUACCUACAAUUUACGGAUUCUUGUCACCGUUCUUUCAAACCUCAAGAUCGAAUAAUUUUGAAUUAGUCCUCUAUCACUUGUCAUGACCAUUUGACUAAUGUUUUGUAGUCCAAUGUAGUUUUACUGAUACAGGCUGGGCAUUGGCCCCAGCAGCCAGCAGUGCCAAUGGUAGUAAUUUUUACCAUCGGAGCUUUUCAAUUUCUGUCAGGUUGUGGAGUGAAAGGUUCCCACUAGCCACUUGAAAUUGGAUUUUGUGAUUUUCAAAUUUUCAUUCUUGGGAUAUAUGGUAGACCAGAAACUCUUUAUUGUCUAUUGUAGACAUGAUUAUUAUUAGAAUUAAAUUAUUACACUAA
This is a messenger RNA of Trifolium pratense (red clover), 2427 nucleotides long. RefSeq lists its product as uncharacterized. The record is from RefSeq and is a predicted model, not a curated record. The coding region runs from base 911 to 2026 and encodes 371 amino acids. The transcript is spliced from 9 exons. NCBI's taxonomy places the organism in Eukaryota, Viridiplantae, Streptophyta, Magnoliopsida, Fabales, Fabaceae. Gene Ontology annotation, molecular function: RNA-DNA hybrid ribonuclease activity; nucleic acid binding.